GGAGCGCAGGGCGGGCGCAGGGGCGGUGGCAGCAGCAGCAGCAGCAGCAGCCGGGGCGGUGGCGGCGGCUGCCUGCAGCUGUCAGCGCCCGCUCCUCCGGGGCAGGGCCGCGCUGCGCGCCGACCACCGCGGCCGCCGGGCUGGGCCGAGCCUGUCAGCGCCUCGGGGUGGACACUGAAGGCGCCGUGGUGCUGACCCGCUUCCUUCUUUCUCUCUCUUCGGUCCUCUCUCCCCUCACCCCCCAAAAAAACCCUUUUCCUUCCUCCCUUCCGCCCGCCCAUCGCUGACAUCCUCCUCCGGUCGCCUCCUCCUUCUCCCCCCCCCUCCCCCCUCCCGGGCUGCGCGGCCCCCGCCGCCUCUGCGAGCGCUGCGCACAUCGCCCGAGCCUGCAGCACCGAGCGAAUGUAUGAAAACAUGUCCACAAUGGUGUAUUUAAAGGAAGAGAAGUUGGAGAAGCUUACUCAAGAUGAAAUCAUUGCCAAAACCAAGCAAGUGAUUAACGGACUAGAGGCACUGAAGAAUGAACACAAUUCAAUUUUACAGAGCUUACUUGAAACACUGAAAUGUUUGAAGAAAGAUGAUGAAACUAACCUGGUUGAAGAAAAAUCAAACAUGAUUCGAAAGUCACUGGAAAUGCUGGAGCUUGGCCUUAGUGAAGCACAGGUAAUGAUGGCCUUGUCAAAUCACUUAAAUGCAGUGGAAUCGGAGAAGCAGAAAUUGCGUGCUCAGGUUCGCCGGCUGUGCCAGGAAAAUCAGUGGCUACGCGAUGAACUAGCCAAUACGCAACAGAAACUACAGAAAAGUGAGCAAUCUGUGGCUCAACUGGAGGAAGAAAAGAAACAUCUAGAAUUCAUGAAUCAAUUAAAAAAAUAUGAUGAUGAUAUUUCACCAUCAGAGGAUAAAGAUACGGAUUCCACCAAAGAGCCUUUGGAUGACUUAUUUCCCAAUGAUGAAGAUGACCAAGGACAGGGAAUUCAACAGCAGCAUAGCAGUGCUGCAGCUGCUGCCCAGCAAGGUGGCUAUGAAAUUCCAGCAAGAUUAAGGACCCUUCAUAAUCUUGUUAUUCAGUACGCUUCCCAAGGUAGAUACGAGGUUGCUGUACCUCUCUGUAAACAAGCUCUUGAAGAUCUGGAGAAGACUUCAGGUCAUGAUCAUCCUGAUGUUGCCACUAUGUUGAACAUACUUGCUUUGGUUUACAGAGACCAGAACAAAUACAAAGAUGCAGCAAAUCUCCUGAAUGAUGCCUUGGCUAUCCGUGAAAAGACUUUGGGCAAAGAUCAUCCAGCGGUGGCAGCAACUCUAAACAAUCUUGCAGUACUUUAUGGUAAACGAGGAAAGUACAAAGAAGCUGAACCGUUGUGUAAGCGAGCUCUGGAAAUCAGAGAAAAGGUUCUGGGAAAAGAUCACCCUGAUGUUGCCAAACAAUUAAAUAACUUGGCUUUACUAUGCCAGAACCAGGGUAAAUAUGAGGAGGUUGAAUACUACUAUCAGAGGGCACUGGAGAUUUACCAAACUAAGCUGGGACCCGAUGAUCCAAAUGUUGCGAAAACAAAGAAUAACCUGGCAUCCUGCUAUCUAAAACAGGGCAAAUUUAAGCAAGCGGAAACUUUAUACAAAGAGAUUCUUACUCGUGCUCAUGAACGGGAAUUUGGCUCUGUAGAUGAUGAAAAUAAACCUAUUUGGAUGCAUGCAGAAGAGAGGGAAGAAUGCAAAGGAAAGCAAAAAGAUGGCACAUCUUUUGGAGAAUAUGGUGGCUGGUACAAAGCUUGCAAAGUUGACAGUCCAACAGUAACGACUACCUUAAAGAACCUUGGGGCACUUUACAGACGACAGGGCAAAUUUGAAGCUGCUGAAACAUUAGAAGAGGCAGCAAUGAGAUCUCGUAAACAGGGUCUUGACAAUGUUCAUAAACAGAGAGUUGCUGAAGUGCUGAAUGACCCUGAGAGCAUAGAAAAAAGGCGAAGCCGAGAAAGCCUCAACGUUGAUGUGGUAAAGUACGAGAGCGGUCCUGAUGGAGGCGAGGAAGUGAGUAUGAGCGUAGAAUGGAAUGGGGAUGGCACUGGAUCUUUAAAACGCAGUGGCUCCUUUAGCAAACUUCGUGCUUCCAUUAGACGCAGCAGUGAGAAGCUGGUUAGAAAGCUGAAGGGAGGAAGUUCACGAGACAGUGAACCAAAGAAUCCAGGCAUGAAGCGUGCCAGUUCUCUGAAUGUUCUUAACAUGGGUGGCAAGGCUACUGAAGAUCAUUUUCAAGAACGAAAUAAUUGUCUGACAGACUCGAGAGCUCUGAGCGUCAGUCAUACUGAUCUGGCGCAUUGAGAUUCUUGGAGAGAAGCUAGCUAAUAUUCCUUGGUGAAUAAAGAAGCACUGAGACCUUCAAAGCUUUGGUUCCUCAUCAUUACGUAUAGGAACACCUAGUUUGUAGAUGUUGUUGGGUUUUUUCCAAUGGACUGCUGUUUUUACUUUUCUAAAUAGGAACAAUUUUAAACACAUCAUUAGUGGAUAUUUUCUUCUAAAGGAAAACUAGAUAGAGGUAUAUUGCUCGUUGCACUGCUCCUGUUCAUGCUACUUACAUUGAUUUCUUAAAUAGAUCUGAAUAGUACAGCAGCCAAAAAAAAAAAAAGUAAAAAUACAAACAUAUUUAAAGCAUACCAAAAUUAAAAGAUGUUUGAAAAUGCAGGCAAAAUUAAAUGUGUAGCAGUAAAUAUAUACAGGGCUGAAAUGAGAAAAGGAUAAAUUUAUGUGUGUUACUGUAUAAAUUCAAAUUGAGCAUACUGUAUUGGUGGGGCUUUCCUUUGCACCCCAGGUUAUUGUAAAGUUAGAAACCUUAGCUGGCAAAACAGCACUUACACAUGGCUUACUUAACCACUAGAUCGAGCUAUUAAAUUUUACAAAGAGAUGGUUGGGGUUACAUUACAUAUAGGUAGCACGAAUAGCAAUACCCGUGACCGUAACUUUGACACUUGUUGAUAGAAGUCUAGGGCACAAUAAUAGAUGGAGGUAGGAUGGCUCAUGUUGAUCAGGAGAAACAGAAAAUGUUUUGAUCUUUACCUUGUCUGGUUGAGGGAUACUGAAGUUCUGGACUGCGCCUGUCCCAGAGCAGCUGCUGUUGCUCUUAGGGAAACGUCAAGCCUCAGGUUGAUUUUCUUGCUUGUCCACUGGAAUUUGCAAUCCCAUUCUCUGCUUGCUGAAGGUGCGCCACGUUUCCUGACGCUGAUCCCAAAUCCUGCCUUUCUCCGUCACAGCCAAUGACCGCAGAAGAGGGCAGCUGCACACUGGGCUGUUACACUGUGGAGUAGCUGCUGUGCAAAAGGACCGCUCAAGUCUGACAGGCCCCAGUGGCAAGCAACUUGUUUGACCACACAUCCAUGUUAAAUCUACUUACGGUUAAUAUAUAUGCUGUCUGUAUACAGGACUGCUGCUGGAACUAAGUAUGUAUGUUUUAAGUUUUUUAUAGACACUAGUAUUUCCUUUUGCUUUUCUGUAAAGCUUGUAAUUUUGUUCAUCUUUUGUAAAAAUUCUUACUCAUGUGAAGUUGGAUGAGAAGGUAAAAAAAAACAACCAGUGUGUGUACAAAUGUAUUUGUGGUCGUAGCUGUGUGUUGGAAAAUGCUGAACGAAAUUAACUUGGGGAAAAGCUGGAAUAUUCACUCAAGGCUAGCACCAACCGAAGGAAGUAAAACAGAGACACAGGCAGGUUUUAGUAUUUGAACAGGCUGUGAAGAGUCAUUAGAAUUAGUACUUCGUAGAAGUAUUUGACUGGUUUUGCAUCUGGUUGGUUACGAUAACUGAUGCAAAAAGUUGUAUAUGUAAUGCACUUAACUAUGUUUACCAGUUAUGCUAAUACCUUAUUAGCAUCUCUCUGAAGAAAGCUGCGUAUGGUAUACCUGCUAUAAAGAGAGUUUAGAGGUGGUGGGAUACGAUGCUGCUAAUAUGUAGAAGUUUUAGCACUGAGUAGUGCAAUUCAUUAAUGAACCUGAGCAAGAACAGAUUGUUGCUCAAGUUACCUUAACAAUGUAAACUCAUGUAAUGUAGACUCUUGAGUUUUAAUCAUUUUAUUAAGAGCUUUUUAUAUAAAAAUAUACAUAAUAUAUAUACUUCCCCCAUAGAACAUGUUAUAUGCACCCGUGGGUGACUUUGGUUCCCUGCACAAUGCCAGACGGAGCUGGCAGUGCACAAGGAGCUGUACCUCAGGGUGCUGAGCUGGGUGGGUAUCUGUGUCCCCCCGACUGGGGCUGGCGGGAGAAGCCUGCACAGCCCUCGCCGCGCUGGGCAGCCUGCUGCAAUGUCCUCUGAGAAACUUGCACUGCAACCCCUUGCAGUCAGCCUGUUUCACGCCAGCAGGACGCUGCUGCUAUAGGAGCAACUCAGUGAGCCUUGUAACACACUUGUAGAGCUCCAUGGUUCACUCAAAGACCUUUACAAAAGUUUGACUUCCAAAAAACCCCACAAAACCAUUUAGAAGCAAAACUGAUUUUGGUAAUAAGGAAUUACUUAAACUGAACAAUGUGUUUUCCACAUUGAUCUUUCAGCUUUGAAAGAAAAUUAUUUUUAUAGCCUCCCCCCAAAGAAACCCCCCCAAAACUUGUGUAAAUAGCAAUAAAAUAUGUAACCAAUAUACAUUAAACUUUUAAAAUGCAAGACCAUGGUAUAUUGAUGGUGAUAGUGAGGGAACUUUCUCGGUCAGGAUCUUACUGUUGGUGGCAUUACUAGUACUGUGCUUUUAAAUGUUUUAAACUUUUAUAUAGUAUUUUAAAGCGUGUUGGAAGAUGAAGUUGUUGAGCUACUGCUUAUUAAACAAUUCUUACAUUUAAAAGGGGUUUUUUUUCAAAGAAAAAAAUUUCAAGACUUCUCUAAUUCAUAAAUCCCCAGUCCUUACAGUUAUGGGCCAAUGAGCUGUUUGCAGUUCAAAACUUCGAAAACAAAAAAGUACAAAACCAAAUUGAAGGUCAGCCUUCCUUGUGACUGAAUCAUGAAUUACUUAGUUUCAGGACAUGGUUUGUAUACCUGUAAAUGUCAGGUGAGCUUCUCAUUGGCUUUUACAUAAAAAUGUCUGAAUUUCUCCGUUCCAGUCGUAGCUAACAGUCUGCAUAAAGCAUAAACCCAAAAUACCUGACUCUAGAACUCUCGGAUGUCUUCAGUACCGAACUAAAUCAACAACUCUGAAACAGAAAACUAGAAAAGACCUUCAAAACAGACAGACAUCAUUUUAAUCUAGCACCUUUGUCCUUGCCCAGAAUUGUAAGGGUGACCUUAAUUAAAAACAUAAUGAGGACUCCUGGUUAGGCCAGUUCCUCUGUUCUCCCGGCGUGCAUAGGAUGAACUGUAUGUUGAACUGUUAUGGACAGAAAGGUACCUGUCAGCCUUCUGUCUUGUCUGGUGGCGUGCUGGUUGUUGGCAAUAUUGACAAUAUUUGGUCUUGAGUUUAGGUCUUACUAAAUAUUACUGUAAAAUGUAACUGUUUCAUGAUUUGGUCCUCUCAAGAAGAAUAACUGAACUAUUGCUGUGAUGUUUGUGCUUGGGAGUACUGCAGUGAUAGAACAUAGCACUUAAACAAUGGAGAAAUAAUUGGACAUGUUAUCUAGAGUUUGUACCUUUUCUUAAAACAAACCACAUCCCUCAUCCCCCCCCCCCCCCCCAAGCCCUCCUGAAUGGUAGUAAAUGAAAAUGGUUUUAAGCUUGAGAAGUAUUUGUGCUUAAAUUGUACCAUUUGAAUCCAGUAAUUUUGCAAAUGGUGUGGUUCUGUUGUAAAUAUAUAGUAAAAGGGGCGUGCAGUGCUUCAUUGAAAGUGUGUUUACAAUACUUGAUGAGUUCAAGUGAAUUUAGUUUUUGUUAUGCAGGUCAUGUGUUUUGUCUGAAAGCUGCUAAGAGAAUUGCAUUUUUGGUAAUGUUAGCCUGUACUGAGAGAAUAAAUGUUAAAAGAUAUGAUGCUGUCAAGUUUACAGUUUCAUUGUAGCAACUUUACAUUGUCACAGACUUACAGAAGUAUUGGUAUAAACAUUGGCUCCUUUUUUUUUUUUUUUUUAAAGUUUAGAAUUGAGGGAAAUACUGAACAUCUACAUUUGGUUAUUGCUCCCCCAAACCAUUCACAAUAGUCUCAGUACACUGAAUAGUCCAGGUUAAUAGUGUGGGGGUUUUUUUAAUAAAACCCCAAAAACCUGUAAUAACAAAGCAAGAAGCAAAGCCCAGUGCCCCCACCUGAUAGAGGUCAAAAGACCCGAGUUGUUGGGGAAAGGCUUGUGCUCGCAGUGAAGUUGCAAAACUGCUCUGUAGUUGUGGCUGCUUUUUAAUAAGAAAUAUUUUAGAGAACUAUAGUUGACAGUUCAUUUAAUGCUCCAGCUACAUCAAAAAGCUUGAAGCUGCUCUAACAGUUGUGCUGGCACACACGAGAGAGGCUAAAAAUUGUACGCAGCAUGGAACAAGCAUAGUGAAGUAGCUUUUAAAACCAGUAUUUAGACUGAAUUCACAAUUCAAGCAUGGGAAGUUGAGUCUUUAGUUUUAAAUUAUGUAGUAGAAGCAUGAUACAGGGGUGGUGGUAGGUGACAGUGUAAUUAAGCCAGAUGAGUUCUAUGGAUUAUUCUGAGUUCCAGAACCUGGUUUAAAAAAACAACCGAACAACAGCAAAACCAGACAACCAGUUGUAAUGCCCACGUAUCCUUGAGGGAGACCAUCCUUCCCCCCAAUAACUGUAUUUCAUGUUUGAUUUAAAAAAAUAAACUUUCCAAGAUUGGUUUUAAGGUGCUUCAUUUUGAUCUCCAUGUGUAGCUACUGCUUGUCACAGCUAUGGACAAAAUCCCACUCAGAAUUCACCUGUUUGUCUUACCCCAUAAAACUGUUCAAAAUAAACUUCCACAAAUGUUACUUGUAACAUUGUAGUAAUUCACUGUGAUUUCAUCAAGAAACUUGUAAUGAGCUUAAUUAGUGUGGUGUACUACAUCUGUUUUGUUAAUAGAUCAGCCAUGUACAUUCUUUAUCUUUACCAAGCACAAAUGAAUUUGGUUCUACUUUUCCAAAGCAAUGUUUCCAGAACCCUAUAUGCUCUUUUUGCUGAAAAAAGACCUCUAAAUACAUCACAGAUCUGUAGAUUAAUUUAAAACUGUUUAAAAGUGUCAUUUAAAGUUUUUUUUCAAAGUGUAGAAAAAUAUUUAAAUGUAGUCUUACAGGAUAAAGAUGACAUACUUAAUACAUUCUAGAAUGUAAAUCUUCUUUGUAAAAAAUUACUUCAGUUUUUUUUCCUGUAUAGAUACAAGUCUCAGUUGUGAAAUCCAAAGAUGAAUAAAGCUGUAUAA
Grus americana (Whooping crane) is the source of this 7285-nucleotide messenger RNA. It is a transcript of the gene KLC1, whose product is annotated as kinesin light chain 1. Bases 403 to 2316 code for a protein of 637 amino acids. The transcript has 16 exons. NCBI's taxonomy places the organism in Eukaryota, Metazoa, Chordata, Aves, Gruiformes, Gruidae. The record is from RefSeq and is a predicted model, not a curated record. Gene Ontology annotation, biological process: axo-dendritic transport. Gene Ontology annotation, molecular function: kinesin binding. Gene Ontology annotation, cellular component: cytoplasm; membrane-bounded organelle; kinesin complex.